Molecule: messenger RNA, 3345 nt
Organism: Dovyalis caffra
Lineage: Eukaryota; Viridiplantae; Streptophyta; Magnoliopsida; Malpighiales; Salicaceae
Source: the annotation of a GenBank genome assembly
AUGGCAGAUCUUGUUAGCUACGGUAAUGCCGAACGUGACAUCGAGCAGGCAUUAAUUGCUUUGAAGAAGGGUUCUCAGCUUCUGAAAUAUGGUCGUAAGGGAAAGCCUAAGUUUUGUCCAUUUAGACUUUCUAAUGAUGAAGCAACUUUGAUCUGGAUUUCAAGUAGCGGUGAAAGAAGUUUGAAGUUAGCCUCAGUCUCAAAAAUUAUUCCUGGACAAAGAACAGCUGUCUUUCAACGAUAUCUCCGCCCUGAAAAGGACUAUUUAUCAUUUUCUCUUAUAUACAACAACGGGAAGCGGUCCCUUGAUCUGAUUUGUAAGGACAAAGUUGAGGCAGAGGUGUGGAUUGCAGGCUUAAAGGCAUUAAUAUCCUCUGGUCAAGGUGGUCGCUCCAAAAUUGAUGGAUGGAGUGAUGGAGGCCUCUACCUUGAUGAUGGCAGAGAUUUAACGUCAAACAGUGCUAGUGACAGUUCUGUUAGUAUUUCGCGAGAUAUUAGCUCUCCAGAGGUUUCUGUCAGUUUUAACCCAAACGCUUCUCCGAAGAAUUUUCGGCCUGAGAGUUCUCCGCAUUCUGAUCGGUCACAUGUAGCAUCAGAAAACACAAAUAUGCAAGUCAAAGGAUCUGGUUCAGAUGCUUUUAGAGUUAGUGUUUCCAGUGCUCCCAGCACUUCCAGUCAUGGUUCUGCACCAGAUGAUUGUGAUGCUUUAGGUGAUGUAUACAUAUGGGGUGAGGUCAUAUGUGAUAAUGCAGUCAAGGUUGGGGCUGAUAAGAAUGCCACUUAUUUGAGCACUAGAGCUGAUGUGCUUCUUCCCAGGCCCUUAGAAUCUAAUGUAGUUUUAGAUGUACAUCAUAUAGCUUGUGGAGUCAAACAUGCUGCAAUGGUCACAAGGCAGGGUGAAGUUUUUACAUGGGGUGAAGAAUCUGGUGGAAGGCUUGGCCAUGGUGUUGGGAAAGAUGUUAUUCAACCUCGCCUGGUUGAAUCUUUGGCAGUGACCACUGUUGACUUUGUAGCAUGUGGAGAAUUCCAUUCUUGUGCCGUUACAAUGGCUGGAGAAAUCUAUACAUGGGGAGAUGGGACACACAAUGCUGGUCUGCUUGGUCAUGGCACUGACGUCAGUCACUGGAUACCCAAAAGAAUCUCUGGUCCUCUUGAGGGUCUUCAAGUUGCCUCUGUAACAUGCGGUCCAUGGCAUACAGCCUUGGUGACAUCAACAGGGCAGCUUUUUACGUUUGGUGAUGGAACAUUUGGUGUCUUGGGCCAUGGAAACAGAGAAAAUGUUGCAUAUCCAAGAGAAGUAGAAUCACUUGCUGGGUUGAGGACAAUUGCUGUUGCUUGUGGAGUGUGGCAUACUGCUGCUGUGGUGGAGGUUAUUGUCACUCAGUCAAGUUCCAGUGUUUCAUGUGGAAAAUUGUUUACCUGGGGUGAUGGAGACAAAAAUCGUCUUGGACAUGGCGACAAAGAACCUCGGCUUAAACCCACAUGCGUGCCAGCAUUAAUUGAUUACAAUUUUCACAAAAUUGCUUGUGGACAUAGUUUAACUGUUGGCUUGACCACAUCGGGACAUGUAUUCACAAUGGGCAGCACUGUUUAUGGUCAACUUGGGAAUCCUUAUGCCGACGGGAAGGUACCUUGCUUGGUAGAAGAUAAAGUUUCUGGAGAAUCUGUUGAAGAAAUUGCUUGUGGUGCGUAUCAUGUAGCAGUUUUGACCUCCAGAAACGAGGUUUAUACCUGGGGAAAGGGUGCCAAUGGCAGGUUGGGCCAUGGAGAUGGUGAAGAUCGAAAAACACCUACUCUUGUUGAAGCUUUGAAGGAUAGACAUGUGAAAUAUAUUGCAUGCGGUGCAAACUAUUCUGCUGCUAUAUGCCUCCAUAAAUGGGUAUCUGGAUCAGAACAGUCUCAGUGUUCGUCCUGCAGACAGGCUUUUGGAUUUACUCGUAAAAGGCAUAACUGCUACAAUUGUGGACUUGUUCACUGCCAUUCAUGCAGUUCCAGAAAAGCAACGAGAGCAGCCUUAGCUCCUAAUCCCAGCAAACCAUAUCGCGUCUGCGAUUCCUGUCUCACCAAACUAAAUAAGGUUUCAGAAGCUAGUAACACUAACAGGAGAAAUGCUGGACCUCGCCUUUCAGGUGAAAACAAGGACAGGUUGGACAAGGCUGAUUUAAGGUUGUCGAAGUCAACACUGCCUUCAAAUCUGGAUUUGAUUAAGCAAUUAGAUAGCAAAGCAGCCAAACAAGGAAAAAAAGCUGAUGCAUUUUCUCUUGUUCGAUCUUCUCAAGCACCUUCUAUGUUACAGCUGAAAGAUGUUGUUUUCUCCAGCGCUAUUGAUCUGCGACCCAAGGUUCCCAAACCUGUUCUUACGCCAUCUGGAGUAAGUUCCAGGUCUGUGUCACCUUUUUCAAGGAGACCUAGUCCCCCACGUUCUGCAACACCUGUUCCAACGACAUCAGGGCUUUCCUUUUCCAAAAGCAUAGCUGAUAGUUUGAAGAAAACAAAUGAGCUUUUGAAUCAAGAAGUGCUUAAGUUGCGUACACAGGUUGAGAGCCUGAAACAGAGGUGUGAAUUCCAAGAAUUAGAGCUUCAGAAAUCCGGGAAGAAGGUACAAGAAGCUAUGGCAGUAGCUGCCGAAGAAUCGGCUAAGUCCAAAGCUGCAAAAGAUGUUAUAAAGUCACUUACUGCACAGCUCAAGGAUAUGGCAGAGAGGCUGCCACCUGGGGUCUAUGACACUGAGAGCAUGAGACCGGCUUACCUACCAAAUGGUUUGGAGACAAAUGGCAUUCAUUAUCCUGAUGCAAAUGGAGAACGGCAUUCAAGAUCUGAGUCUAUAAGUGGAACUUCUUUGGCUUCCCCGACAGUAAUCGAUUCCACUUCAAUAAAUGGAACUCUAGGUUUCGCUCAAUCAUUCCGGGAUUCACCUGGAACCAAUGGGAGGGAUGACCAUCCGGAUGCUAGAUUGUCCAAUGGUGGGGGAGGGGUUCAGCCAAGGGGUAAUAGUCUGUCAGAGGCUGUUGAUGGGAAGGAACCUCGGUCUCCCCGAGAUGGCGAGAAUGGUAUGAAAUCUAGGGAUUCAGUAGCUAAUGGUAAUCAAGUUGAGGCUGAGUGGAUUGAACAGUAUGAGCCUGGAGUGUAUAUUACUCUUGUUGCCCUGCGUGACGGUACUAGAGAUCUCAAAAGAGUGCGCUUCAGUCGGAGAAGAUUUGGGGAGCACCAAGCAGAAACUUGGUGGUCAGAGAAUCGUGAAAAAGUGUACGAGAGGUACAAUGUUAGAGGUUCUGACAAAUCAUCAGUUACUGGCCAGGCAGCACGCAGAUCAGAGGGAGGCAUGUCCUCUGCUUCUCUACCUUAG